Bemisia tabaci is the source of this 2742-nucleotide messenger RNA. It is a transcript of the gene sip1, whose product is annotated as septin interacting protein 1. Gene Ontology annotation, cellular component: U2-type post-mRNA release spliceosomal complex. Gene Ontology annotation, biological process: spliceosomal complex disassembly. Lineage: Eukaryota; Metazoa; Arthropoda; Insecta; Hemiptera; Aleyrodidae. Gene Ontology annotation, molecular function: nucleic acid binding. The record is from RefSeq and is a predicted model, not a curated record.
CGAUGUAUUGUUUUGGUUUGGAGCCGCAUAAUUUCGUAUGAUGUCGUCAAUACGCGUGUAUUUCAAUUUCUGGAUCUUUAAAUUCAUCGGUUGAAGUUAGUUAAGCAUGAUUCAAGUCGAUUGAAAACCUGGCAUUUGCCUGACAUUACCCAGUUUUAGUUUUAAAUAAAUCAUAUCAGAAUGUCGGACAACGAAGUGGAAAGUUUUGAAGUUACCGAUUAUGAUCUGGAUAAUGAAUUUAACAUCAAUCGACCCCGUGGAAGGAUAAGUAAAAAUCAAAGAAUUUAUGGGAUUUGGGCUGAUGAUGAAGAUGGCAGCGAUGAUGGUGAGCCAAUGGUUGGUUUCAAAGGGACUGGCAGGCAGCCCAAAAAUUAUACAGCUCCUGUUAGUUUUAUCGCUGGUGGUGUUCAGCAGGCUGGAAAGGAUAAAGCUAUCAAAGCAGAAAGUUCAAGCAAGAGUAGCAGCUCUCGCGAUUCGCCCAAAAGAAGAGAUUCCUCCAGUGAAGAAGAGUCACCAGCAUUCAGCACAUCAAAAUUAAUUGAUGCAGAAACGGCAGGCCUACGGAAGAAACGGGCUCCUACAAAUCCUACACUUAUGAAUCAAGGUAUUGGCAAUUGGGAGAAACAUAACAAAGGAAUCGGAGGCAAACUCAUGCUACAGAUGGGUUUCCAACCCGGCAAAGGUCUUGGUAAAAAUCUACAAGGUAUCCAAGCUCCCAUCGAAGCUCAGCUAAGGAAAGGCAGAGGGGCAAUUGGCGCAUAUGGACCAGAGAAAGCAGCCAAGAUAGCUGAAUUGAAGACUGAUAAAAGCAAGAAAGGUAAAGAUGGAGAAGUGGAAGAAAGAGUGUCUCAGUGGCGGAAGGAAGGAGAGGAAGGCAAGAAAGUCCGUUAUGUUUACAAAAGUGUGGAUGAAGUCUUGGAGCAAAGUAAACAGCCUGGAAAACCAAAACGAGAAUUUAAUGAAUUAAGUAAAGUAAAAGUUAUUGAUAUGACAGGACCCGAGCAAAGGAUUCUAUCUGGUUACCAUGCUAUUUCAGGAGUUCAACGACCAACAGACCAGUGGGAAAUACGGAAAGACAAGCAAUUCGUCAAUUUUUCUGUGCCGGAGCUCCAGCAUAAUCUCAACCUGCUUGUAGACAUGUGUGAACAGAGUAUCAUCGAAAAUGACAAAAAAAUGAGGUAUUCUGAAGAUAGGAUCGUAACAAUUGAGCAAGAGGUCACUAAGUUGGAUAAAAAGCUUGUGCAACAAGAAUCCAGUAUAGAGUCAUUAUCCAAAAUUCUGAAGACUAUCGAAACUUUUGUCGAAGCAGCAGAAAAGAAAGCCUUGACUGUGGAUCAAGCUGUAGCAUCACUGAAGCAGCUGCAGGAAAGCAAUAUGUCUGAUUAUCAAAUGUAUGAAGUAGCAACGUUGACGACGACAAUUCUCUUACCAGUAAUCAAAGAAAACUUAAAAACCUGGGAGCCAUUAGAAGAUCCCGAAGAACCUUUAGAAUUGUUCAAGAAAUGGAGAAGUUUAGUGGAAACGGAUAAAACGCACUAUUUGUCAGCGGCAGCCACUCAAGAUCCGUUUGCUGUUUUAUUAUGGGAGUCAUGGAUGCCGUCUGUUAGGACUGCUAUUGCCUCUUGGAACUGUCGAAACCCCAAUCCAAUGGUUGAAUUUUUAGAAGUUUGGGUACCGAUUUUACCACAAUGGAUCCUGGAUAACAUUCUCCAGCAGACAAUCCUGCCAAAGCUGCAACUAGAAGUUGAAAACUGGAAUCCCCUUACGGAUACCAUUCCGAUUCAUGUGUGGAUACACCCAUGGAUCAUAUUCCUGGAAAAACAUUUGUCCACCACGGUAUUCCCGAUCAUUCGGCAUAAAUUGAGUGUUGCCCUGGUCAAUUGGCAUCCGUCGGACACUUCUGCGAGACUCAUGUUAGAACCGUGGUCUAAAGCUUUCUCCAAGGGAGAAAUGGACGCUUUCCUAGUCAAUAACAUUGUUCCUAAGUUGAACGUAGCCCUCCAAGAAUUCAUUAUCAAUCCUCAUCAACAGCAUUUAGAUAAUUGGAAUUGGGUCAUGGAUUGGAAUAAAUUGAUACCUGCACCUAUCAUCGCAACAAUACUUGAUAAGUGCUUCUUCCCAAAGUGGCUUCAAGUACUGACGCUUUGGCUAAACAUGAAUCCAGACUACGACCAGGUCUCACGCUGGUACUCUGGGUGGAAAAACUUAGUGCCUGAAACCUUAAUGAAUGAACCAGUUGUUAAAGAACAUUUUAGGUCGGCUCUAGAAAUGAUGAGUAGAUCCGUAGGUGACGGGGGACCACCUUCACCACCGCCGCCACCUUCUCAGAACACCGCAACUUUCAAUCGACAUCAGAAUAUGGCCGAGUCAGUACGAACAACAUCGCAAGUUCCUCAAGGCUUCAGAGAGUUGGUUCAAAAACGUUGCGAAGAAAAAGGAAUCCUAUUCAUGCCGUUACCAAACAGGUUCAAGGACGGGAAACAAAUUUAUCGUGUUGGAAAUGUCAUGGUAUACAUCGAAAAGAACGUUCUGUUCGCUUGUAACAAUAAUAAUUUUUGGGUUCCAACAUCUUUGAACUCGUUGCUUGAUCAGGCAGGUUGAAACUAUCUUAUUUACUCCUACAUAAUGUAAUGAUUUUUUUCAAAAACUUGUAUGUAAAAUAUGUAUAUAAAUGUUAUAAAUAAUAGAAUCAUUUUUAAACAUGAUUUCUAAUAUGUGAUUAAACAUUUUUCUUGUAACUCA